This is a messenger RNA of Penaeus vannamei (Pacific white shrimp), 1413 nucleotides long. It is a transcript of the gene GlyRS, whose product is annotated as glycine--tRNA ligase. Gene Ontology annotation, molecular function: glycine-tRNA ligase activity; ATP binding. Gene Ontology annotation, biological process: mitochondrial glycyl-tRNA aminoacylation. NCBI's taxonomy places the organism in Eukaryota, Metazoa, Arthropoda, Malacostraca, Decapoda, Penaeidae. Gene Ontology annotation, cellular component: cytoplasm; mitochondrion. The record is from RefSeq and is a predicted model, not a curated record.
AUGACCUGCUUGCUUGCCUUAUUGAUUAUAAUGCAGUGGCAAUACAGUGCUACACUAUUCCCCCCAGAGGUCAGAAUUGCUCUGCUCAGUCAUGUACAUGUCCCCAUUGUGGUGGCUCCCAAAGGAGCUGCCUAUAAUAAGCUCGAAUGUGAGGUAACAGUUCUCAGAUUUAAGCUAGGCCUCUUCAUGAGGCCAAACAGGAAAGCAUGGUAUCAAAAUGCAGAAUCUAGAAUGACCUUUGCUGACUUAACCCCUUGGAUCCGGAUAGUUGAUUGUCAGGAUUUGAAAUGGGCAACUGAAGCUGAAUUUUUCUUAAGAUUAGUACUACCAUUUCUUUUACUAGUGAAGGAUAUUCUUAGAGAUUUAUUACAUUUAUCUCUCAUACCAAUAUUUCAGGGCAUGGUAGCAAAUGAGACUCUUGGUUACUACAUGGCUCGCAUUUAUCAGUACCUCCUGAAGAUUGGUAUCAACCCCAAGAAACUUAGAUUCAGACAGCAUCUAAGCAAUGAAAUGGCACAUUAUGCCUGUGACUGUUGGGAUGCAGAGUGCCUUACUUCAUACGGCUGGAUUGAGUGUGUGGGCUGUGCUGAUAGAAGUGCAUAUGAUCUUGGCCAACAUACUAAAGCAUCAGGUGUAAGGUUAAGUGUUGAGAGACCCUUGAAGGAGCCUCGCAUUGUGGAUGCAGUUGCAGCUGUACCAGACAAGGGAAUCAUUGGAAAGACUUUCAAGAAGGAUGCGAAAGCAGUCCAAGAAGCUCUGGCCUCGCUUUCAAACGAAGUGGCUGAGAAGAUGGACAAAGCUCUAAGUGAAGCUGGGGAAUAUGAAUUGAAUGGCUUCAAGUUGACAAGAGCUAUGGUACCUAGCUUUAAGAGAGAACAGAAGAAGGUCCAUGUGGAAGAAUAUAUCCCAAGUGUUGUUGAGCCUUCCUUUGGUGUGGGCAGAGUCCUGUAUAGCCUUCUGGAGCAUUCCUUCAGAGUAAGAGAAGAUGAUGACAAGAGGACCUACUUUUCACUGCCACCUAUUGUUGCACCUGUUAAAGUGUCUGUUCUGCCUCUCUCAAAUAAGCCUGAGUUUAUUCCCUUCACAGUCCAGCUAUCAAAUGACCUGACUGAACUAAAUAUCUCAUCAAGAAUUGAUGAUUCUACUGGAUCCAUUGGUCGUAGAUAUGCUCGAACAGACGAGAUUGCCAUUCCUUUUGGAGUUACCAUUGACUUCGAUACCUGUAAUAACACACCAAACACAGUAACAUUACGGGAAAGAGACAGCACUGAGCAAGUCCGCAUGCCGGUAAGCAUUAAUCUAAAUAUUGCAAGAUUAUUAGUUAGUACCAUUUGUGUAUCCAGUUUUCUUCUCCUACUUCUCCUCUAUAUCUUUUAUUCUGUCAAUAAUAUAACCUAAUCACAUUGAGAUGAU